Salpingoeca rosetta is the source of this 590-nucleotide messenger RNA. RefSeq lists its product as uncharacterized. Lineage: Eukaryota; Choanoflagellata; Craspedida; Salpingoecidae. The record is from RefSeq and is a predicted model, not a curated record. Bases 19 to 375 code for a protein of 118 amino acids. The transcript has 2 exons.
UCUACGUGCAAGCUUGGCAUGACUUUGGCCUGCAUGUGCCCUUGGAGGCGUCGAGCGUGCCUUGCGACAUGCUGCCACCACCUGCAGUCAUACAGCCCGGGCGACCGCGGGAGAACAGACUGGAGCGACAACCCACGCAACCCGCACGCGCCCAUUCCCACCAGCACUGCCUGCACCUGUACACGGGCCAGCAGCGCCACCGCCUCUGAUGCAUGCCAUGAUGCCGAGCUUGUCAACGACACCGGUCAUCACAAGCAUAUUGACGCCGCUGCAACUACCAAUGACUGGAGCGGGAUGGCAGACGUCAAUGGCAGCAUUGUCUGCAGCAACGGCAACAACGGCAGCAACAACGGCAACAGCUGUGAUGGCAGUUGAAGCAGCUGCAGCAGUAGGGCUUGUACCCGCGCACAUGACGACGAUGGGAGCCGGGACGUCGCCACCUUCCUUCCCCAACACGGCGCCGCCGUCACCCAUGUCUUUGACGCGUACAGCGACAGCGCCACGGCCAUUCUCACACACAUCAGUGGCAGCCUUUCCGUCACCGACUCCCUUGCUGGCAUCACCAUCAUCAUCAGCAUCGUCGUCGUCAU